This is a messenger RNA of Iphiclides podalirius (scarce swallowtail), 1257 nucleotides long. NCBI's taxonomy places the organism in Eukaryota, Metazoa, Arthropoda, Insecta, Lepidoptera, Papilionidae. The record is from the annotation of a GenBank genome assembly.
AUGGAGGACAAGGCGUCGUUAAAGGAACUGGAUCAAUGGAUAGAACAGCUAAACGAAUGCAAGCAAUUGACAGAAAACCAAGUGAAAACGUUAUGCGAUAAGGCAAAGGAGAUCCUCACCAAGGAGUCAAACGUCCAAGAGGUGAAAUGCCCCGUCACCGUCUGCGGCGACGUGCACGGCCAGUUCCACGACCUGAUGGAGCUGUUCCGCAUCGGUGGCCGCUCGCCCGACACCAACUACCUGUUCAUGGGUGAUUACGUGGACCGCGGCUACUACAGCGUGGAGACUGUCACAUUGCUCGUAGCCCUCAAGGUCAGGUACCGCGAGAGAAUAACCAUCCUGCGCGGCAACCACGAGUCGCGUCAGAUCACCCAGGUGUACGGAUUCUACGACGAGUGCCUGCGCAAGUACGGCAACGCGUCCGUUUGGAAGCACUUCACGGACCUGUUCGACUUCCUGCCGCUCACGGCGCUCGUGGACGGCCAGAUAUUCUGCCUGCACGGCGGCCUCAGCCCCUCGAUCGACACGCUCGACCACAUCAGGGCCCUGGACCGCGUGCAGGAGGUGCCCCACGAGGGGCCCAUGUGCGACCUCCUGUGGAGCGAUCCCGACGACAGAGGCGGAUGGGGCAUAUCGCCGCGCGGCGCCGGCUACACCUUCGGCCAGGACAUAUCGGAGACGUUCAACCACAGCAACGGCCUGACUCUGGUCUCGCGCGCCCACCAGCUCGUCAUGGAGGGCUACAACUGGUGCCACGACCGGAACGUGGUCACCAUAUUCUCCGCGCCCAACUACUGCUACAGAUGUGGUAACCAAGCCGCCAUUAUGGAAUUGGAUGAUGCGCUGAAGUACUCAUUCCUGCAGUUCGACCCGGCCCCGAGGCGCGGCGAGCCGCACGUGACGCGGCGGACGCCCGAUUACUUCAUCAGCGGCGGCUCGAAGGCGGCGAGCGAGUGCAGGGUGAGAGCGGGACGGGGCGAGGCCCGGCGGCCGUCCCGCUCGCACGCAGCGCGCGCCUCGCAGCAGCGGGAGCCGCGGAGGGCGCGGCGGCAUCGCGCUCUGAAGCGCGGCUCCCCCUCCCCCUCGCCGCCCCCGCCCCCGCCGCCGCCCCGCACCGCCACCGACCACGUGUUGUACGACCACGCGACGCCGCCCGUCCGGACACCUCGCCUCGCGAAUAACGAUCAAUCGUAUUCACUCCUCGUCGUCUGCCCCUACAUACAGUCGCCGAUCGGCUGCUCUUUCUGGUACAUUUUC